AUGCUACAUCACAUGGUGCUGUUGCCCCUGGCCCUCUAUGGCGCCGGACUAGCCGGGGCCACCCCCCUCUCAGAGCAGCCGUCGUCGUCGUCGUCGUCAAGGCUACGCGGGGUGGAGGCCAUCGACGUGCGCGCCCUGCCCAACUCACCGUCCGGCCGCUACGCGCCCAAGGCCGUAGACUGCCCGGCGCAGAAGCCCACCAUCCGCAGCGCCGCGACGCUGUCCAAGUCAGAGACCGACUGGCUGAAGCUGCGGCGCAAUGCCACCGUCGACCCCAUGGCCGACCUGCUGAAGCGGGCCAACAUUCCCGACUUUGACGCCGCGGCUUACAUCCGCCGGGUCGCCGGGAACGUGUCACAGCUGCCCAACAUUGCCAUCGCCGCGUCCGGCGGCGGCUACAGGGCGUUGCUGAACGGCGGCGGCUUCCUCGCUGCUGCAGACAGCAGGACGCCGGGGUCAACCGGCAAGGGUGGCAUUGGCGGCCUGCUGCAGGCCUCGACCUAUCUGGCCGGCCUGUCUGGAGGCGGUUGGCUUGUCGGCUCCCUGUACUCCAACAACUUCUCGUCUGUCGUCCAGCUGCGCGAUGGUAGCCCAGACUCUAGUGUUUGGAAGUUUGACCGGUCGAUCUUCCAGGGUCCUUCUAAGAGCACCGGUUUUUCGAUCCUUAACACGGCCAAGUACUGGAGUAAUGUUGCCGACGCCGUCUCUACCAAGGACGACGCCGGCUUCAACGUUUCUAUCACGGACUUCUGGGGCAGAGCUCUGUCAUAUCAGCUCAUCAACGACACCGACGGCGGGCCGGCCUACACCUUCUCCUCCUUCGCCGACUCGGACUCGUUCAAGCAGGGCCAACAGCCCUUCCCCAUCCUGGUCGCCGACGGGAGGGCGCCCAACACGCAGAUCAUCUCGUUGAACUCGACCGUCUACGAGUUCAACGUGUUUGAGAUGGGCUCGUGGGACCCCUCCACCUUCGGAUUCGCGCCGACCGAGUACCUAGGUUCCAACUUCUCCAACGGGCAGAUCGAGCAGAACGGCCACUGCGUCAGGGGCUUCGACCAGGCGGGCUACGUCAUGGGCACCUCGAGCUCGCUGUUCAACCAGUUCCUGCUGCAGGACAUCAACAGCGUCCCCGACGUGCCCAAGUUCGUCCUCGACGCCGUGACCAAGGUCUUCAAGGGCCUCGGCGAGGACAGCAACGACAUCGCCCAGUACCAGCCGAACCCCUUCCUCGACUACAACCCGUCGACCAACCCCUCGGCCAGGUCGCAGGAGCUGUCGCUCGUCGACGGCGGCGAGGACCUGCAGAACAUCCCCCUGCACCCGCUCAUCCAGCCCGUCCGCGGCGUCGACGUCAUCUUCGCCGUCGACAGCUCCGCCGACGUCAACAACUGGCCCAACGGCACCGCCCUGCGCGCCACCUACGACCGCUCCAAGGGCCAGAUCGCCAACGGCACCCUCUUCCCGCCCGUGCCCGACGAGCACACCUUCAUCAACCAGGGCCUCAACCGGCGCCCGACCUUCUUCGGCUGCGACGUGCGCAACUUCACCCUCCGCGCCGGCCAGGUCGCGCCGCCCCUCGUCGUCUACGUGCCCAACGCGCCGUACACCACGCUCAGCAACGUCACCACCUUCCAGCCGAGCUACACAAAGACGCAGAGCAACGACAUCAUCCGCAACGGCUACGACUCGGCGACGCAGGGCAACGCCACUGUCAAUCCAGACUGGCCCGUCUGUCUGUCGUGCGCGAUCCUGAACCGCAGCUUCGGCAAGACCAACACGACCGUGCCAAAGGCGUGCGCCGACUGCUUCACCAAGUACUGCUGGAACGGUGUGCUCGAUACGAAAGACAACGGCCCCUACUAUCCCCAGUUUAUCAUCGGCAAUCAGACGACCAAGGAGAAUGCAGCCGUGGGUAGAGCGACGGCUGGUUCAGCUUCGGUUCUGACGCUGGCAGUUGGUCUCGCGGUUUUGUCUGUGCUUUAA
This is a messenger RNA of Thyridium curvatum, 1983 nucleotides long. RefSeq lists its product as uncharacterized. Gene Ontology annotation, molecular function: A2-type glycerophospholipase activity. Gene Ontology annotation, biological process: glycerophospholipid catabolic process. Bases 1 to 1983 code for a protein of 660 amino acids. The record is from RefSeq and is a predicted model, not a curated record. NCBI's taxonomy places the organism in Eukaryota, Fungi, Ascomycota, Sordariomycetes, Thyridiales, Thyridiaceae. The transcript has a single exon. Gene Ontology annotation, cellular component: cytosol; intracellular membrane-bounded organelle.